GUACCGGAGUUUCGAGCGUGUCAUGAAAUAGACAGGCAUGGCCCCUCUCUGUGCUCCUAUGACUUUGAUGUUCGAAGUAUUUGAUAUUGGUAACAAUUCACGGGUUAAUUGAACGAGUUAGUGUGAACCUUGAAUAAAAUAAGUCAAAGUAACUCAAGACAAGAAAGAUGGCCUUAGAAGAUUAUAAAGAAGUUGUAGGAUCUUGUGCCAUGUAUACUACAAUGGCACAAAUGUUAUCUGGCACAUUUAUAUGUCGCAACAUACAUAAGAAAGGUUCUGCUAAAGGAGUUGAUCCAAUGCCUUUUCUUGGUGCCAUAGGAUUGUGUAUAUUGAUGCUUCGAUAUGCUUGGAUGUUAGGUGAUUCUAACAUGAUAAAUGUUAAUAUAUUUGGUUUAUUGACAAAUAUGAUUUAUAUGAUAAUUUACUAUUAUUAUGCACCAAAUACGAAGGAGGUGCUUAAAUUAAUAUAUAAAAUAGCAGUCUUUGUUGCAAUUUUUCUUGUCUAUGCACAAAUGGAACAUCCAGCAAAUGUUGAAUUUAGAUUCGGUAUUGUGGUUACAGUACUUCUCCUUCUUUUAAUUGCAGCUCCUCUUGUGCAUCUUAAAAAUGUUAUAAAAACGAACUACUUCCGUAACAAACCAAACGCAGUUAUGUCGUGCGCAGUCGACAUGAGUCGACAUCCGGCCACGUUAAGAUCGUUUGUCUGUGCUGUUUGCUUGAGAUUAUCAGCGGUCGAGCUGCCCGGUGUCGCUGAAAAAAAAGUGAAAGUGAUUGCGCUCUUAUGCCCGAAUUUUCUCGAGGCUCAAGAGGAUUUUAAAUGCGCACAGAUCAGUGACGAGACAGCCGCGUAA
This is a messenger RNA of Acromyrmex echinatior (Panamanian leafcutter ant), 851 nucleotides long. RefSeq names its product sugar transporter SWEET1. Gene Ontology annotation, molecular function: sugar transmembrane transporter activity. Gene Ontology annotation, biological process: carbohydrate transport. Gene Ontology annotation, cellular component: membrane. NCBI's taxonomy places the organism in Eukaryota, Metazoa, Arthropoda, Insecta, Hymenoptera, Formicidae. The record is from RefSeq and is a predicted model, not a curated record.